Sorex araneus (European shrew) is the source of this 5464-nucleotide messenger RNA. It is a transcript of the gene NEO1, whose product is annotated as neogenin 1. Gene Ontology annotation, biological process: cell-cell adhesion. Gene Ontology annotation, cellular component: membrane. The coding region runs from base 366 to 4760 and encodes 1464 amino acids. The record is from RefSeq and is a predicted model, not a curated record. The transcript has 29 exons. Gene Ontology annotation, molecular function: protein binding. Lineage: Eukaryota; Metazoa; Chordata; Mammalia; Eulipotyphla; Soricidae.
GCGUCCGGGGCCCCCGCCCCCCGCCCCCGCCGCCUGCGGUCUCCGCCCCCCUCGCGCGGGUGUGUGGAGCCGGAGUCGGCGGCGGGUGGCGGCGCCUGGAACCUGGAGCCCGAGCCGCCCCCCCGGCCGCGGAAUGUACUGACUGCGCCCCCCCUCCCUCUCCCCCCUGUCUCUCCCCGCUCUCUCCCCUCUCCGCCCCGCUGCAGGAGGGAGGCGCCCCCGAGUCUCCCCUCCCGCGAGAGGGGCCGCGCGGGCCGGGCCGGGCCGGGCUGGAGGCUGCGGCGCGGGGCCGGCCGGGCGCGCCGAGGGAAGCAGGCGCCGGGCUCCGCGGCGCUGCCGCCCGCCGCGGCCGCUGGCGGGGAGAGAUGGCGGCGGCGCGGGGCGCCCGAAGGCUCCCGGGCACGUCGUCCCGGCUCCGCCGGCUGCUGCUGCUGCUGCUGCCGCUGCUGCUCGCGCGCCGGGCGCCGGGCGCGGCGGCCGCCAGGACCCCGCCGCAGUCCCCAGGAGCCAGCAUUCGGACGUUCACUCCAUUUUAUUUUCUCACGGAGCCAGUGGACACACUUUCAGUGAGAGGUGCUUCUGUCAUAUUAAACUGUUCGGCUUACUCGGAACCUUCCCCAAAAAUUGAAUGGAAAAAAGAUGGAACCUUUUUAAACUUAGUAUCAGAUGACCGGCGCCAGCUCCUCCCAGAUGGGUCUUUGUUUAUCAGCAGUGUGGUGCAUUCCAAACACAACAAGCCGGACGAAGGUUACUAUCAGUGUAUGGCCACCGUGGACAGUCUUGGGACUAUCGUCAGCAGAACUGCCAAGCUCACGAUAGCAGGUCUUCCAAGAUUUACCAGCCAACCAGAACCUUCUUCUGUUUAUGCUGGGAACAGUGCAAUUCUGAAUUGUGAAGUGAAUGCGGAUUUGGUUUCAUUUGUAAGAUGGGAACAGAACAGACAGCCUCUUCAUUUGGAUGAUAGAAUUAUCAAACUCCCAAGUGGAACACUGGUCAUCAGCAAUGCAACUGAAGGAGACGAGGGACUGUAUCGCUGUGUGGUUGAAAGUGGGGGCCCUCCCAAGUAUAGCGAUGAAGCUGAACUAAAAGUUCUUCCAGAUACUGAGGUGGCAACAAACUUGGCAUUUUUGAAGCAACCUUCCUCCUUGGUCAGAGUCGUUGGUCAGAAUGUGGUGCUGCCAUGCGUUGCUUCCGGACUUCCAGCCCCGUCCAUACGGUGGAUGAAAAAUGACGAGGCGCUUGACACACAAAGCUCUGGAAGACUGGCAUUACUGGCGGGAGGCUCUCUGGAGAUCAGUGAACUCACAGAGGACGAUGCAGGGACUUACUUUUGUGUAGCGGAGAGUGGAAAUGAGACCGUCGAAGCUCAUGCAGAGCUCACAGUACAAGCCGAACCUGAAUUCCUGAAGCAGCCUACAAAUAUUUAUGCUCAUGAAUCGAUGGAUAUUGUAUUUGAGUGUGAAGUGACUGGGAAACCAACUCCAACUGUGAAGUGGGUCAAGAAUGGGGAUAUGGUCAUACCCAGUGAUUACUUUAAGAUUGUAAAGGAACAUAAUCUUCAAGUUUUGGGUCUGGUGAAGUCAGAUGAAGGAUUUUAUCAGUGCAUUGCUGAGAACGAUGUUGGGAAUGCACAAGCGGGAGCGCAGCUGAUCAUUCUCGAGCACGCGCCAGCCGCGACGGGGCCACUGCCUUCAGCGCCACGGGACGUCGUGGCCUCCCUGGUCUCCACCCGCUUCAUCAAACUGACAUGGCGGACGCCUGCGUCAGACCCCCACGGGGACAACCUCACCUACUCUGUCUUCUACACCAAGGAGGGCAUUGCCAGGGAACGUGUUGAGAACACCAGUCGCCCGGGAGAAAUGCAGGUGACCAUUCAAAACCUGAUGCCGGCCACCGUGUAUGUCUUCAGAGUCGUGGCUCAGAACAAGCACGGCUCCGGAGAGAGCUCCGCUCCACUCCGCGUGGAAACGCAGCCCGAGGUCCAGCUUCCAGGCCCAGCACCUAACAUCCGAGCAUCUGCAACUUCGCCUACUUCCAUCACUGUGACGUGGGGAACUCCUCUCUCUGGCAAUGGGGAAAUUCAGAAUUACAAAUUGUACUACAUGGAGAAGGGGACGGACAAAGAGCAGGAUAUUGACGUUUCUAGUCUUGCCCACACCAUUAACGGAUUGAAAAAAUACACAGAGUACAGUUUCCGAGUGGUGGCCUACAAUAAGCACGGUCCCGGCGUCUCCACUCAAGACGUGGCUGUCCGAACGUUCUCUGACGUUCCCAGUGCUGCUCCUCAGAAUCUGUCUUUAGAAGUAAGAAAUUCAAAGAGCAUCGUCAUACACUGGCAGCCCCCUCCUCUGGCCACACAGAAUGGGCAGCUCACUGGCUACAAGAUCCGCUACCGAAAAGCAUCUCGAAAGAGCGACGUCACCGAGACCGUGGUGGCCGGGAGCCAGCUGUCCCACCUGGUCGAAGGUCUCGAUCGGGGAACUGAAUAUAACUUUCGAGUGGCUGCUCUAACCAUCAAUGGCACGGGCCCAGCAACUGACUGGUUGUCUGCUGAGACAUUUGAAAGUGACUUAGAUGAAACCCGUGUUCCUGAAGUGCCCAGUUCUCUGCACGUCCGGCCCCUCGUUACCAGCAUCGUAGUGAGCUGGACUCCCCCUGAGAAUCAGAACAUCGUGGUCAGAGGCUACGCCAUCGGGUAUGGCAUUGGCAGUCCCCAUGCCCAGACCAUCAGGGUGGACUAUAAGCAGCGCUAUUACACCAUCGAAAAUCUGGACCCCAACUCGCACUACGUGAUCACCCUGAAAGCAUUUAACAAUGUGGGCGAAGGCGUGCCCUUGUACGAGAGUGCCGUGACCAGGCCCCACACAGACACUUCUGAAGUUGAUUUAUUUGUUAUUAAUGCUCCGUACACCCCAGUGCCAGAUCCCACCCCCAUGAUGCCUCCCGUGGGCGUCCAGGCGUCCAUCCUGAGUCACGACACCAUACGGAUUACCUGGGCGGACAACUCCCUGCCCAAACACCAGAAGAUCACAGAUUCCCGCUACUACACGGUCCGCUGGAAAACCAACAUCCCAGCUAACACCAAGUACAAGAAUGCAAAUGCCACAACUUUGAGUUACUUGGUGACUGGUUUAAAACCAAAUACACUCUACGAAUUUUCUGUGAUGGUCACCAAAGGCCGAAGGUCCAGCACAUGGAGUAUGACAGCCCAUGGGACCACCUUUGAAUUAGUUCCUACUUCUCCACCCAAGGACGUGACAGUUGUGAGUAAAGAGGGGAAACCUAGGACCAUCAUUGUGAAUUGGCAGCCGCCCUCUGAAGCCAAUGGCAAAAUUACAGGUUACAUCAUCUAUUACAGCACUGACGUGAACGCAGAGAUCCACGACUGGGUCAUUGAGCCGGUGGUGGGGAAUAGGCUCACUCACCAGAUCCAGGAGUUAACCCUUGACACGCCGUACUACUUCAAAAUCCAAGCCCGGAACUCCAAAGGCAUGGGACCCAUGUCCGAAGCUGUCCAGUUCAGAACGCCUAAAGCGGACUCCUCUGAUAAAAUGCCUAAUGACCAAGCCUCAGGGUCUGCCGGAAAAGGGAGUCGACUUCCUGACAUCGGACCCGACUACAAACCUCCGAUGAGCGGCAGCAACAGCCCCCACGGGAGCCCCACAUCGCCCCUGGACAGCAACAUGCUCCUGGUCAUCAUCGUGUCUGUGGGGGUCAUCACCAUCGUGGCAGUCGUGAUCGUGGCCGUCUUCUGCACCCGCCGCACCACCUCUCACCAGAAGAAGAAACGAGCAGCUUGCAAGUCCGUGAACGGCUCCCACAAGUACAAAGGGAACUCCAAAGACGUGAAGCCGCCAGACCUCUGGAUCCACCACGAGAGACUGGAGCUGAAGCCCAUCGACAAGUCUCCAGACCCCAACCCCAUCAUGACCGACACGCCGAUCCCCCGGAACUCUCAGGACAUCACGCCUGUCGACAACUCCAUGGACAGCAACAUCCACCAAAGGCGGAACUCCUACAGAGGGCAUGAAUCGGAAGACAGCAUGUCUACACUAGCCGGGAGGCGAGGGAUGCGCCCCAAGAUGAUGAUGCCAUUUGACUCCCAGCCACCCCAGCCUGUGGUUAGUGCCCAUCCCAUCCAUUCCCUCGAUAACCCUCACCACCAUUUCCACUCCAGCAGCCUGGCUUCUCCAGCUCGCAGCCAUCUCUACCACCCGGGCAGCCCCUGGCCCGUGGGCACGUCCAUGUCCCUUUCAGACAGGGUCAGUUCCACAGAAUCCGUCCGCAACACCCCCAGCACUGACACCAUGCCGGCCUCCUCGUCACAGACGUGCUGCACGGACCACCAGGACCCUGAAGGUGCUACCAGCUCUUCCUACCUGGCCAGCUCCCAGGAGGAAGACUCGGGCCAGAGCCUCCCCACGGCUCACGUCCGCCCUUCCCACCCGCUGAAGAGCUUCGCCGUGCCAGCCAUCCCUCCCCCGGGGCCUCCUGGCUAUGACCCCGCCUUGCCCAGUACCCCGUUACUGUCCCAGCAAGCUCUCAACCAUCACCUCCACGCGGUGAAGACGGCAUCCAUCGGGACGCUGGGACGGAGCCGGCCGCCCAUGCCAGUGGUGGUGCCCAGUGCCCCUGAAGUGCAGGAGACCACGAGGAUGCUGGAGGACUCGGAGAGUAGCUACGAACCAGAUGAGCUGACCAAAGAGAUGGCCCACCUGGAAGGACUCAUGAAGGACCUCAAUGCCAUCACGACGGCAUGAGCCCUUCGGCACGGCAUGACUUCCGACCUGAGUCAGAGGCAUCUCGGGACUUAGCCUUGGCAGCAAGGACCUGUACAGAGUGCGAGAGGACCGCCCCGGGAGCACAGGCGGGCGAGCAGGCUGGGCGGCCCCAGGCCCGGGCACCACGGCCUCCUCCCAGUCGGCUGGCAGGGAGCCUGCUGACAUGCGCAGGACUGGGCACCGAGGGCCCAAAGGUCGCAUCCAGGAAAGAGGCCAAGAAGCGCCACCGGCAUUUCACUCUGUGGCCAGGCCGCGUCUUCGUGCUGCGACUGCAUCGCCUUUACGGAGUGUAGACAUUGGCAUUUAUGUACAAAUUUUAUUUGUGUUCUAUUUUACUUUACCGAGAAGCGCUAUCAGGACCCGAGGAAGUCUGGGGGGGGCGGGGGUGGUCUCGGGUUCCAGCGGGUGGUUGGCAUUUGACCACUUGUUUGAAUGGAAAAGUCUUUGACUGUGUGAAUUGUUGGGGGGUGGGGCUUUGUAUUUUGUUUUUGUUUUUUAAAUGAGUCAUUGCAUCCUCUACCAUCUGUCCGGUCCAUCACUCGGAGGGGGGUGGGGAGGAAAACGUUGCAUUGCUGUUUGUAAGCUUUUUUAUUAUUUUUUUAUUCUAAUUAUUAAAGGCCUGCCUUUCUCCUCUCAGCACUGUGAGAUUACAGAUCUAUUUGAAUGAAAUGUAACAUGGCAAA